Molecule: messenger RNA, 3523 nt
Organism: Polyodon spathula (Mississippi paddlefish)
Lineage: Eukaryota; Metazoa; Chordata; Actinopteri; Acipenseriformes; Polyodontidae
Product: minor histocompatibility antigen H13-like
Exons: 13
Coding region: 155-1381 (408 amino acids)
Biological process (GO): membrane protein proteolysis
Cellular component (GO): membrane; cytoplasmic side of endoplasmic reticulum membrane; lumenal side of endoplasmic reticulum membrane
Molecular function (GO): aspartic endopeptidase activity, intramembrane cleaving
Source: RefSeq, a predicted model, not a curated record
CCCCUGCAAUUGAAUGAAACUGCGCCGGCAGUGAUGUCAGUUCCAGGAGUGGGUUAAGAAACGUGGCCUUAGUAAAGAGACUCAGACUGAUCCGGAGCACGGCUUGAGGCAGGGGAAGCACUGUAGCACCUAAACACCUGAGAAACGCGCAGAAAUGGCCGAAGUUGAGCAGGGAUCGGCUUUCCCCGGCGAGGCUGCACCGCCAGCGAUUGACAGCCUCAAUGCCACCGACUCGAACGGGACCGACUCGGCUAACGCAACGGUGGCCAAGUUCGUCUCCACACCGGAGGGUACAGCGUUGGCUUACGGGAGUCUGGUCUUCAUGGCCCUGCUGCCAAUUUUCUUCGGAGCUCUGCGAUCCGUCAGCUGCGCAAAGGGCAAGAACACCUCUGAUAUGCCGGAGACAAUUACAAGCCGAGAUGCUGCCAGGUUCCCCAUCAUUGCCAGCUGCACCCUCUUUGGAUUAUAUCUCUUCUUCAAAGUAUUUUCUGAAGAAUACAUAAACAUGCUGUUAUCGAUGUACUUCUUCGUGCUGGGUAUUUUGGCACUGUCACACACUAUCAGUCCAUUCGUGAACAGACUGUUCCCUGCAAACUUUCCCAAUAAGCAGUACCAGCUGCUCUUUACCCAGGGAUCUGGGGAAAACAAAGAGGAAAUUAUCAAUUAUGAAUUUGACACCAAAGACCUUUUGUGCCUUUGCUUCAGCAGCGUGGUUGGAGUUUGGUACCUUCUCAAGAAGCACUGGAUUGCCAACAAUCUUUUUGGUUUGGCUUUUGCUCUGAAUGGAGUUGAGCUGCUUCAUCUCAACAAUGUCAGCACUGGCUGCAUCCUGUUGGGAGGACUGUUUGUCUAUGACGUGUUCUGGGUAUUUGGGACCAAUGUUAUGGUGACUGUGGCCAAGUCCUUUGAAGCCCCAAUUAAACUGGUUUUCCCUCAAGAUAUUUUGGAGAAGGGGCUUGCAGCCAAUAACUUUGCUAUGCUGGGACUCGGUGAUAUCGUUAUUCCAGGUAUCUUUAUUGCAUUGCUCCUGCGUUUUGAUGUCAGCUUGAAUAAGAAUUCCCGUACCUAUUUUUACACUGGUUUCCUUGCCUAUAUCUUUGGACUGGGUCUGACUAUCUUUGUCAUGCACACCUUUAAACACGCCCAGCCUGCCCUUCUGUACCUGGUCCCAGCCUGCACCGGGCUUCCUUUCUUUGUUGCUCUGGUUAAGGGAGAACUGUCUGAAAUGUUCAGCUAUGAGUCUUCUGCUGAGGUCUUGCCGCACACUCCAAGGCUCACCCACUUCCCCACUGUCUCCGGCUCUCCUGCCAGUCUCGCUAACUCAAUGCAGCAAAAACCCUCCUCUCCCCGUCGCCGGCACCACAACCCCACCUCUAUGUAACGGCCAGAAAAGUGCCAGGCGUAAUUCGCUGGUCAGGUAUGAAGAAACCCCCCCUGAAUCCAAGGAGGAAAAAGAGACCGAGAAGAAAGAGAACUAAUUGUCCUCACAAAACUUCAGCUCCUCUUUCCUGCCUGCCAGUUUCACACCCCUUUCUGAUGAAGUCCAUUGUUUCUGUUGCGGAUGUGUUUUUGUUGUACAAGGAAAUUACAAAUAUAUAUUUAAAUACCUGUUUUUCAUCAGAUAUUUUGUAAUAUUUGUGUAUUUUUUUUUAACAAUGUGCAACAGUGUAUCAGUGCCAGUGUAUACCUCUUUUGUUUAAAUGUAUUCUGUCUAGCCUGAUUAUUUUGAUGGGCUGUGACACUUUUACAAAGGCCAGAAUUAUUUUUAUCCCCCCCCCCCCCGAAAUACAGAAUGUGAUUUCCUUGUUUACCAAAGACGACAAGGAAAACAACCCUUUUUUUUUUUUUUUAGCUUAUUUUAUACACACUGUAUAAGUCUAAUUUCUUAUGGUACACGUUUCUCCUCCUCAUCCUCUUUGUUCAGUAUACCAAACAUUUUACACUUCAAACUGACCACACUGCCGUCGGCCAGAGAGAGAGCCCUUGGGUACGGAUGUACAGAGCACUGACCGUUCAAUAUUUCGCGGUCCUAAAUAUUGGUCUCAUAUUUUGUAUGGUUUUUAUGGUCUUAUGUAAAGCAGAUAAUGCGUUUCUCAGCCAAAUAUCCAGUUCUCUUAAAUUUGGUCCAAGUACUGAUGAGGCUACAGCAUUGUUCUAGAAUCAUUCAUUCAUAGCUGACUGACUGGACUGAUUAAUAAUCUUUGUCAUUGAAAGUGCAUAUUAAAGCAAGAGACUUUUUUUCUGUUUUAUAUGUAACUAAUGACUUUUUUUUUUAUAUAUAUAGCUUGAACUGGUAAUUGAUUCCGUUAGCGUUAUCAGUGUUAUUGUUUAGGUAAUAUUUAUGUAUUUAACAUAAUAGUUGAAAGAAAGGGAAUACAGGCGAUUGCUGUAUAUUGGACCAAUAGGUAGAACAUUGGCAAUAAGACAUUUUACUUUUAACCACCAAAUUAAAUCUUUUAUUUUUUUGUUUUGUAUGUGAUGCCUGCCUGCUGGCUUGUAAAUUUUUUACUGACGAGGGGUUGUUUGUACAUUUGCACUGUACAGUAAUAAAAUGGAUGUUUCCAGAGAAAGGGUCCUUGUUCUCCAUCAUGAGUUAAUCUUGCGUGUAGAAGUUUACAUGGUGUUUGUAGAGCCUUUUUUUAAUGGUUUUUUUUCCAUUGUUGAAUAGCACAGAGUUUAUGUAAUGUCAUUUUAAACAGAGCUUUGUAAAUUAAUUCUCUGAAUAUUUGAAGAAAUUCUGAAGUCUGUAUCUCUAGUGUUUUUAAUAUACACAAAAAUCACCUUCCCACUUAGCUAUUUUGUUAGAAUAGCUGUUCCAGUGUAUUUCAUUUUUAAAUCCUUGUGUACAUUAAUAGAUGGAUCCACCCUUGCUCUAACCAGGAAGAAGUUAACUUUCCUAGCUAUUCUGUUUCAAGGCCAACAUUUUCUGAAAUUCGACAGUUUAGUGUUUCAGUCUGCUUUCCAAUCAAUUGUAAUCCUAUAACCUUUGCAUUAUUACCUGUAACUAAUGUCUGUUGGAAAAUGAUAGCCCAGCAUUGCAUGAAUGUAGAUCCUAGCAUGGAUAUGACUUGCACACAUAUUGCAAGUACUGGGCAUUAUAGGGAAAACAAAGGAGGGCAGGUGUAUUUAAACAGGAAUCGAACGUUAAAGCCACAAUUGUGCAACACCAGCAAAAACAACUUUAGAUUAGGGAUAUGAAAUUUCUACACGUGUAGUAAAGGGAGCCAUGUUGUGUACCUGUAAUCACCUGUCGCCUUUCAGCCAUUAUAAGCAUUGUGAAAAAGAUAAAAAGAAUUAAGAUUCUGGCCUUUUUAAAAAAAUAUAUAGAUAUAUAUAUAUUUUAUUGGCAACUGAUUUUUUUUUUUUUUAAUAUAAACACAUGCUUUGCUUUAUGUGCAUUUAUGUAUUCCCAUGUUGCUGUUUUUUCUGUUGUAGAACUGCAAAUUCAAGCUAGCUUCUCUUCGGAGGAGCGGUUAUAUUUUGCAAUAAAUUGUGGUGUACACCACUGUAGAGAUGCAUAAUA